ACUAAGAUUUAAGGGACUGACUAACAUAUUCUUCUCCAUUUCUAUCCCUUCCUCUUGACUGCUGGUUUUAUUAUGGACACAACAGAAAUGAUCGCCAAAGACAGUGUUUCAAUAGUAUCCCAAGAUAAGGAGGAGCCAUGGGAUGAUGAUGAAUUCCAAGAAUUGGUGCAAACUCUCCCAAAAGAUAAAAACUGGUAUGGAACUCAUCUUUUUUUCUACCAAGGAUUUUGGUGUGCAUCUCGUGUGUUUAGAUCUAUGAUUUGUUUCCAGAAACAUUUCCAAGCACUUGAUUCUGAUAUUUUUCUUACAAAUAUCCCAAAAUCUGGCACUACUUGGCUUAAGGCCUUGACUUUCUCAAUUGUGAACCGCAAUCAAUUUGCACGGGAAGAAAAUCCCUUGCUCAGCUCAAACCCUCACCAACUUGUUCCAUUCUUUGAGUAUGAUCUUUACUUGAACAAUCCUUAUCCGGAUCUCGAAAAUAGCUGCCCUUAUCAACCAAGAAUGUUCUCAACCCAUUUACCUUAUGCUUUUUUGCCACCUUCCAUUAAAGAUUCCAACUCUAAGAUUGUCUACAUAUGUAGAAAUCCGAUGGAUAUGUUCAUUUCUUUGUGGUUUUUUACCGACAAGCUUCGACCCGAAAACGUAGAGCCUUUAUCACUAGAUGAAGCAUUUGAGAAGUUUUGUCAAGGAAUCCAUGAUUUUGGACCAUUUUUUGAUCAUGUACUAGGGUAUUGGAAGGCAAGUCAAGAAAAUCCCAACCGAAUAUUGUUUUUACAAUAUGAAGAUCUCAAGGAAAACAUUAAUUUUCACAUAAAAAAAUUGGGAAAAUUCCUGGGUUUUCCUUUCUCAGAAGUGGAAGAGAAACAAGGAGUUGUAGAAGAAAUAGCAAGAAUGUGUAGCUUUGGGAACUUGAAAGAAUUGGACGUGAACAAGAAUGGCAUGCACGCCUUCGGAAUUGCACACAACACCUUUUUUAGGAAAGUUGAAGUAGGAAAUUGGGGCAAUUAUCUCACUCCUUCCAUGGUGGAGUGUUUCAAGAAGCUUAUACAAGAAAAGUUAGAUAAGUCAGGUUUAACAUUCAAAUUGUCUCGUCAAAACUUUUAAAGAAGCUUUUGCCUAAUUCAAAUGAUUGUCUUUGGCUUGUUGGAUAUUCGAUAGCUGAAUCUAUAAUCUUGAUGUUGUACUUGUUGAGGCAAAUGGAAUAUUUUUAAUGAAGUUGAUCGACUUUGCAAAAGUAUUACAGAGGUGGUGUUUGCCCGCACACUUGGUGAAGUGAACAAGGUGAUCGACUCUCUUGCAAAACUCGGAGUUGAUAGAGUUGAAAUGUUCUGUUUGGUGGAGAGAUCGUGAUUGGCUGCCAUAUUAGCUGCUCUUUUCAUUACAUGAUGACUUUCUUGCAUACGUAUGAGGUUUCUUGUGGUACUAGCUAGUGUUUAUUUCUAGUCAGGUAUAUGGUUGGGAUCAGUUACCAAGCGUCAAGAUAAUAUGUCUAAUAAUGGUUCCCAAAGGGCAGCUUUAUUUCUCUGGCUUGUUGCUUCAGAUCGUUUGGGAAUGGAGGAUGCCUAAUAUUUUUUGUUUGUUCAGUUCUGUCAUUUAGUGAUUAUGUUUUUUAAUGAUGUUUUAUGCUUCUCUAGUGUCUUCCUUGUUGUAAUUUGGGAUUAAGGUAAUUUGUCGUGGUGCUUGUAACGAAAUGUCUUGUAAUGAUA
Theobroma cacao (cacao) is the source of this 1706-nucleotide messenger RNA. The record is from RefSeq and is a predicted model, not a curated record. NCBI's taxonomy places the organism in Eukaryota, Viridiplantae, Streptophyta, Magnoliopsida, Malvales, Malvaceae.